AUGAGUGACCUUCCGGCAGCCCGUCUUGCUGCCUUUUCUCGCCCGUUCACGCAUAUGGGGGUGGAUUACUUCGGUCCGAUAUUAGUCACCGCCAACCGAAAAACUGAGAAACGCUGGGUACUACUAGCUACUUGCCUGACCAUCCGCGCCAUCCACUUGCAAGUCGCUCACACUCUCACUACCGAUUCCUGCAUUAUGGCUAUACGAAACGUCAUUGGUAGGAGGGGUACGCCGGCAGUCAUCUAUAGUGACCAAGGUACCAACUUCCGGGGUGCUAGCAAGGAGUUGAAGGCUGCUAUGGAGAAUCUUGACUAUGAACGGUUAAAGACCGAGUUCACGACUCCCCAUACUACAUGGAUCUUCAACCCACCAGCCUCCCCGCAUAUGGGUGGAGCGUGGGAGCGCCUAAUUCGCACGGUUAAGCAAAAUCUUAACAAGCUGUUGCCGAGCCGUUCACUGUCAUAUGAAGUUCUUGAAAAUCUACUCAUUGAAGUGGAAAACGUAGUCAACUCUCGACCACUAACCAGCAUCCCUUUGGAAGGGGAUGAAUCACCGGUGCUCACCCCAAAUCACUUCCUGCUUGGAUCGUCCAACGGCUUGAAGUCGUGGGUACCUUAUGACGACAGCCCUGCAGUGCUCAAGAAUUGCUGGCAGCUCUCCCAAACAUUGGCCAACCAGUUCUGGACACAAUGGUUGCGAGACUACUUGCCGUCGAUUACUCGUCGAACCAAAUGGUUUAGUCCAACGAAACCCAUCGAAAACGGCGAUAUAGUUGUCAUUGUUGACCCAAGUCUUCCACGCAACUGCUGGCCGAAGGGACGUGUUAUUUCUACGAAGCCUGGAGCCGACGGCCAAGUAAGGUGGGCUACCAUCCAGACGAGUAGCGGCAUCUAUGAACGUCCAGCGGUGAAGCUCGCCGUAUUAGACGUAGGCGUCUGUAAGGACACGCCUCAGAAUGACCAUCGGCGAAUCCUGGGGGGGAGUGUUGGUUCCGCCACGUCUAUUGAUCCGACGAGCCCCAACGUCCCCACUUCUAUGAACGCGAAUGAUCAGACGCAUCCACACCCAAAGCGUACAAAGAGGAUGGGCUGUAACCCGAAAGGUCACGAAUCGGAGAUACGAUGA
Aedes albopictus (Asian tiger mosquito) is the source of this 1125-nucleotide messenger RNA. RefSeq lists its product as uncharacterized. Lineage: Eukaryota; Metazoa; Arthropoda; Insecta; Diptera; Culicidae. The transcript has a single exon. Gene Ontology annotation, molecular function: nucleic acid binding. Gene Ontology annotation, biological process: DNA integration. Bases 1 to 1125 code for a protein of 374 amino acids. The record is from RefSeq and is a predicted model, not a curated record.